AUGUCAAUCCAAGACCUGGCAAGCCAUGGCCUGGACUACCCAUUCAUUGAGCACACAUUCAAGGACCGCCUGGAUCAAUUCAACAAUCUGGUCGCCGUGAUGCUGCAGAAUCUAAGAAAUCUUGAUAGCAACAGAAGGAUGCCAGAUUUUGAACCAAUGACUUACGAUGAGUUUUAUGAUACUGUGCAAGAUCUAUUUAAUGAUGAAUUGAAAGCUGAGUUCAUAAAGGCAUGUUUUAAGAAGAUUAACAUUGACGUGACAACACCCAUUGACUGGUGUGAACUUUUUGGAUAUUUUCCAUCAGAUGAAAAGAGUAUCAUGGACAUCCUGCCGAUAUUUAUGAUUUCCAAGCGACAACAUGUUGAACUGAGAGAAGAGUUAAAAAGGAGACAUGAUCACAUUCACUGUGUGGUUAAUGUGCACCACCUUGAUCAUGUGUUAGUAGCUACAUUAAAAGGGGUUAUUCUACUUUAUAACAGCCAGUUCCAGAUGAAGCUUCAAACAUUCAGUGACAUUGGUGAUGUUUCCCAAGUGACUGGCUGUGAUUACCUUAGCCAGUUAAAACGAAUUGUAGCUGUUACUGAAACAAGUAUUGUUAUAUGGGAUCAUAAACCAAAAACUAAAAACCAGACUAAUUUUUUGACUCUUAAACCUAUGAAAAACAUUAUGCUCUGUGUCUGUACGGUAAACCUACCUGAGUAUAGGGAUGAAGAUUGCAUGCUAAUUGGUGAUGAUGCUGGGUUUUUGAAUCGAAUAAUUGUGGGAAGUGAUGAUCUCAACUUCCAGAAAUCCAUGGAAAGUGAUGCUUUGCGAUCCCAGGCCUUGGAUCCACGCCUUCUUCGUCGCCCCAUUCUACGUCGGAAACUGCACAAUGGCUGGGUAUUGAGAGUGAAGUACUUUGCACAUUUGAACUGUUUCGCCUGCUGUUCUCCAGACAGCGUGCAUUCACUGGUCCUGGAUGACAUACGCAAGCUUGGAGACUGUCAGCCAAUUAGAACAGCUUCAAUCCCAAGGGGUGUUAAUGCAUUUGAUUAUUGUGUGAAAGCAAAUACCAUUGUUACAGGGGGAGAAGAUAAAAUUCUCCGCCUUUGGAAUCCUAAUAUGUUCUCCAAGCCAAAAGCAUUGAUAUACGGCCACACCUGCAUCAUUACUGAUGUAGUAAUCAAUGAAGCAGAUCAACAUAUCAUUAGCCUGUCAACUGAAGGGAUGUUCAGGGUCUGGGAUGUUCAGACACUUGCUGUGUUGCAGGUCUUCACGACGGGUGAACGUAAAGGAGAUCGGCAUAUUAACAUAAUGAUCUUUGAUGCUAAAAAUAAGAGAUUAAUAACUGGUUCCAACAUAAUAGAACUUGUACCUCUCAUGUCUGCUGUGCAAGACAGUAUGCUGGUUCCCCUAUCUCAUGAAAAAUCCAUCAAUGUUCUGGUCUAUAGCAAACUGAACACCAAGUUGGCCUCCAUUUGCAGUAAAUCUGUACUUAAGGUAUGGGAAGUGCAAACUGGACAGAAACUCUAUCAAAUUGAGCAUCCGCAUGGACAUGGUGUAGAAGUGACAGCUGGAGCAGUGGAUCAGAGAGGAAUGCAUCUCAUUACUGGAGCAGCUGAUGGCUCAAUUAUAAGUUGGGAGCUUUAUACUGGAGAGAAAGUUAAAGUCAUUCCUCCGACCACAGAAAACACUGAAGAAGAUCAUCGCAUUUCACAGCUGUACUUUCUGAACAAUGGCGACCCGCAAAUAGUGCUUGCUUUUGGUUGGAAAAACAAGAUCAAAAUUCUUCAGAAUGAACUGACCGACACAGCACUAAGUGGCAUUGAUUUAAUAAACAUCAAUGAUGAAAAUUUGCUAGCUGUUGGAUGGCUCAAUUUAAUCAUGAUAUGGAAUUUAGAUAUGGCAUCCCUCUUGCAAGUAUUUAACGAAGAUCGAAUUACAGAAACACAGGAUGAAGUUAAAAAUCAGGAAUUGAUGCAUGAUGUCAAGUCACCCAUUGUUAAAAUUGUCAAAUUUGUACCCCUCAAACUGCAAAUUAAUGAGAUUGAAAUUACUGGGACAAGUCCAACAUUUCAAUCACAAUCUUCAAGUACUCUUUUAAACAAAGUGUCAAAAUUUAGCUUCAUGUUUAAGGGCAACCAAUUGGUGAAAAUCAUGCCUACUAUACAGUUUUCUAGUCCUAUCACCGCAGUCUUUGUAGAUGAUAUUGCAGCUCUACUAUUGGCUGGCAAUCAGAGAGGAUACGUAAUAAUUUGGGAUAUUGCAGCCUUUCUAGGAGAUCCAUACUCAUUAAAUAAGGAUUCUGUUAAUCGCCUAGUUAGCUGGAGAGCCCAUAAUUUCCAAAUAGUGAGUCUGUUCCAUGUGGAGGAGGCAAAUGUUGCUGUUACUGCAUCCAUAGAUUGUUCAAUCAGGGUUUGGUACUCACCAAAUGGGCAUUACAUUGGAUAUUUUGGACAACAUAGCUCUUUGGUAUUAAUGAACCCCAGUAAGUUUGUUUUACCAUCUGACAUAAUUGAAGCACCUGUGGAAAGCCAGUCAAACAAAUCUGACAAGACUGACCAGUUGGAUUAUCCCUUGAAAUUGGAUUGGGAAAGGUGA
Hemiscyllium ocellatum (epaulette shark) is the source of this 2580-nucleotide messenger RNA. Its product is annotated as WD repeat-containing protein 64-like. Bases 1 to 2580 code for a protein of 859 amino acids. The record is from RefSeq and is a predicted model, not a curated record. Lineage: Eukaryota; Metazoa; Chordata; Chondrichthyes; Orectolobiformes; Hemiscylliidae. Gene Ontology annotation, molecular function: protein binding. The transcript has 21 exons.